Colletotrichum higginsianum IMI 349063 is the source of this 1098-nucleotide messenger RNA. Its product is annotated as Galactosyl transferase gma12 mnn10 family protein. Gene Ontology annotation, molecular function: glycosyltransferase activity. Gene Ontology annotation, biological process: protein N-linked glycosylation. The transcript has a single exon. Lineage: Eukaryota; Fungi; Ascomycota; Sordariomycetes; Glomerellales; Glomerellaceae. The record is from RefSeq and is a predicted model, not a curated record. Gene Ontology annotation, cellular component: Golgi membrane. The coding region runs from base 1 to 1098 and encodes 365 amino acids.
AUGAAUCGUCCGAAGCUUCUGCAGGUCUUGGUGUCCCCUCUGGCCAUCAAAGUCUUCGUGUUCAUCGUUCUACUAUUGACCGCUGUCCGAACCCUGAUGCUAUACAACGACACCACGACAACGACUCGAAUCGACCACGUCACCUCUUCCCACCCGCCGAACCACAGAGAACACCAUUGUCUACCGCCCACUCCCUCCGAUGUGCUGGCGCAGUUCGAGGCCCUCAAGUCGGCGUGCCCAAACCACCCGACACCCGAGGGGGCCGCCGUCCGCGUCACCACCGCGACGGCGCACUUCGGCAAGGUCGAGAAACACUACCAGGACGCGCUGCAGACGCACGUCAUGCACACGAUGCUCCACGGCCAGAAGCUCGAGGUCAUGUGCUCGCCGCUCGUCGACGACCUCUGGAACAAGCCGGCGUUCCUCCUGUCCAUGCUGCUGGACGAGAUGCUGAAGCCGCGCCGGGAGCGGGCGGAGUGGAUCUUCUGGGUCGACCGCGAUACCAUCAUCCUCGACCAGUGCCGGCCGGCUUCCAGCUUCCUGCCCCCGAGCCGGACCGAUGGCGCCGCCGCCACCAAUAACGGAGAGGGAGAGAAAGACGGCGGCGGGGGGAAGGCGCCGGACGACCAGGUGCAGCUCCUGGCCACCAAGGACUGGAACGGGCUGAACAACGGCGUCUUCCUGCUCCGGGUCGGGCAGUGGGCCGUCGAGCUCUUCAGCGCCGUCCUCGCCUUCCGGCACUACCGGCCGGACGUCGAGCUGCCGUUCACGGAGCAGAGCGCGAUGGGGUUCCUCAUCGGGGAGCCCGAGUUCGAGAGGGGCGUGCGGUUCGUGCCGCAGACGUGGUUCAACGCGUACCCGGGCGGCAACGCGAGCGCGUUCCUCGAGCGGGAGGACGAGGCCGGGCUGGCGGACUACCAGGCGCGGCGGGGGGACUUUUUGGUGCACUUCGCGGGCGUCGGGGGCCGGGGGGAGGCCAUGGGCGACUGGGUGGGCAUGCUGCAGAGGAACGGAAGCUCGCUGGCGGCCGAGACGUGGCGGACGCAGAGGAAUGCCUCGAGGGCGAUUAUGGAGUUUUGGGGAGAUUCAGCUUCGUGA